Messenger RNA from Magnolia sinica, 1536 nucleotides. Its product is annotated as probable terpene synthase 2. The record is from RefSeq and is a predicted model, not a curated record. Bases 5 to 1075 code for a protein of 356 amino acids. The transcript is spliced from 5 exons. Lineage: Eukaryota; Viridiplantae; Streptophyta; Magnoliopsida; Magnoliales; Magnoliaceae. Gene Ontology annotation, molecular function: terpene synthase activity; magnesium ion binding.
CAGGAUGCGGGUAAACGCUAAGGGGUCGGUGCAAGAAAUGGAUCUGAUCGAUGAUAUCCAACGGCUUGCAAUAGCGUAUCACUUUGAAAAGGAGAUCGACGAGGCAUUACACCGUAUGUAUGAUGAAUAUACAAAUGUUCAUUAUGAUGAUUUAUAUGAAGUUGCCCUACGAUUCCGACUACUAAGGCAAGGCGGCUACAAUGUGUCUUCUGAUGUUUUCAACAAGUUUAAAGGUGAGGAUGGAAACUUCAAAGCAAUCCUUAGCAGUGAUGUGAAGGGUCUUUUAAGCUUAUAUGAAGCUGCAUACUUAAGAAUACAAGGAGAAGAUAUAUUGGAUGAGGCUAUUGUUUUCACUAGUGGUCUCCUUAAGAGGAUCGUGGCCCACCAUCAUGAUCAUCCUCUUGAUGCAAAGGUACGGAGGGCCUUAGAGCUUCCCUUACACAAGCGCAUUCCAAGGCUGGAGGCAAGGUACUUUAUCUCGCUCUAUCAAGAAGACAAGUCUCACAAUGACGUGUUGCUAGAGCUUGCAAUUUUGGAUUUUAAUCUUCUACAGUCAUUGCACCAAAGAGAGUUGAGGGAUCUCUCAAGGUGGGAAGUUGAGGCCGCAGAAGGGCUCCCAGAGUACAUGAAGGCUUGCUAUCUUGCGCUACUGAAUACCGUCAAUGAAAUAGAGGGUCAGAUGAUGCCGGAUGAAAAACAUUACCGUACAAACUGGAUAAAAAGUGAAAUGAAGGUGCUGGUCCAGGCCUACUUGGAUGAAGCAAGAUGGAUGAGCAGUAAAUACAUGCCUACAUUAAAAGAGCAUCUUGAUGUCUCACUAGUUAGCGCCGGUUACAUAUUUGUCUUUGGCGUUGCUUGUGUUGGCAUGGGAGAAGAGGCCACUAAAAAGGUUUUCGAUUGGAUGACUGCCCAUCCGAAAUUCGUUAUGGAUUUAUCGGUUAUAGCCCGGAUCGGAGAUGACAUUGCAGGCCACGAGUUCGAGCAAGAAAGGGAUCAUGUUGCUUCAACCGUUGAGUGCUACAUGAAGGAGCAUGGCGUAUCAAAGAAAGAAGCAUGUAUCAGUCUUCAAGAAUGAUUACAAACGUGUGGAAGGACUUGAACGAGGCAUUCCUUAGACCGACAGUUAUCCCGUCGUCACUUCUUCUUCGAGGCCUCAACCUUGCACGUGUGAUGGAAGACCUGUACGUACAUGGAGAUGGAUAUACUCAUUCCAACAAAGAGACUAAAAAGAAUGUCAUGGCACUGUUUGUUGAUCCCAUCCCCAUUCCAAUGUGAAAAUGGGAGUGCCACUGUCAUUCAUUUUCUCAUUGCUUAAAUAAGGCUCUACAAUCACCUAAGCUGUACUCUCACCUGUUCCAUGGUGCUGUUUGGUUAACUGAAAAAUAAAGUCUGAAAAUUAAUUUAGGUGCUGAAUUUUAGUAUUUAUUGAAAAAUCUGUUUGAUAAUUUGUUGGAAAAAAGUACAAAUAUCUUAUAUUAAGCAUAUUAAUACUUUUUUUUUUUCCAUGAAAAUCUGUUUGGCAAGCGCAAAUAAUAA